CGAACGCUAUCCUGUAGCCCUCGCUCGUCUUCAACGAUGAACAACCUGCUCCGGUCGUUGGCCGGCAGCCAGAUCAAGUCGGCCUUGCCUGAGGGCGACUUGAAGUUGUUGUUACAGACCGUGAAGGAUGCGCGCAAUAAGACGUCGGACCCGAAGUUGGCUGACCCGUUCUAUGAUGCGCUCGAGGAUAUGUUGCACGAUUUGAGGACGGUCACCAUGGAUAACCAUGAUGCGGAGGCUUUCCUCAAGCCGGUCUCGAAGACGGAUUACCCUGAUUAUUAUGAUAUUAUACCCCACCCGAUGGACCUCCAGACGAUGCUCCGGAAGGUGAAACAGAAGCAGUACAAGUCUAAGAAGGAGUUCCAGGACGAUUUGGAUCUGAUUUGGUCGAAUUGUUAUACUUAUAAUGCCACAGAGAACCACCCCCUCCGCCUCUGCGCCACCCGCCUCAAACACAAAUCCGCCCACCUCCUCAAACACAUCACCGACCGGAAAGAUCGCGCAGACCCCUUCAUCCCCCCGGACCUCGCCGUCGCCUCCUCCUCCAAUUCGAAUUCGCGUCUCACCAACGGCGUCGCCCGACCGAUAUAUCGAUCCAUCUCGUCCACUCCGUCGAUCACGAUCAAUGGGAUCAAUGGGAAGAAGAAGCCGAAGAUCGUGGUGGGGAGGUCGGGAGGAGGAGCAGGGGGGAAGGGAGAGUUUGGGGAGCAGGCGGCGGUGGUGAGGACGGGGGAGGGGAUGAGGAUGGUUUGGGAGUUGGAGGGGGCGUUGGAUGUGGAGAUGGAGAUGGGGGAUGAUGUGAGGAUGGAUACGGAUGGGGGCGCUAGUGGGAGCGGGAGUGGGGCAGUGGCAGUGGAAGAGCGGUUGAGGGAGUUGGUGCCGCCGGACGCGGUCAGUAUCAUGGGAGGUGAUGUGCUCGUGAAUGGGCAAGGGCCGGUGGAUGCUCAAGUAGGUGAGAAGAGGAAGUCGACUGGGACGCCGACGCCGUCGUCACGACCUAGUAAACGCAUCCGAUUGGCUUCGUCGACUCCAGCACCUGCACCUGCACCUGCACCUGCACCUUCGCCCCCACCGUCACUACUCCCACCUCCACCGCCCACAGACCGCCUCGAUCUCUGGUGGUCCGCCCAACGCUCAGACCUCUUACUCGCAAACUCCCUUCCUCCCCUCCCUUCCACGUCCUCCUCCUCCCCAUUCCCACACUCGUCGUCACAACCACCCACCUACGCACAAAUCACCUCCUCCACGGCCCCCGAACAUCCCCGCAAACGCCGGCGGAAACCUAAACCCACUCUACCCUCCCAACCCCCCGCCCGUGGCCUCCUAGGCCACAUGAACGCGAAUAUCAAGACAUUGCACCGCGUCCGAUCCACCCACGCACGGUUCAGCGUCCUCGCCGCCGCCGCCUCCGCAUCCUCCAAUAACCCAGACGAUCCAUCCGCGCCGUCUCAGCCUUCACUUUCUUCGGCGCUUGAAGCUGAGGCGGCGGCGAUUCUUGCUGGUGGGCCGGUCGUCGAAGAUGUGGAUGAGAUUGACGAACGGCCUUGGGCGGUGCCUACGCGUCCCGUCUCCGCCUCAUUUCCUGCCAGCACCAGCACCACCUCCACCUCUUUCCCUCCUGAAACCCGCGAAAUAAUCGGCGAAGACGGUAAACCCCGCAAAGUUCUCGUACGGCGGAAAGAGCGUCGAAGAGGACUGGAGAUAGGAAACGAAGACGCGGACGGAUGCAUGCAUUGGAUGAACAGGAAGGUGUUGGAGCAUGAGGGGUUUCAGGGGAGUAGUAAGGUCGCGUUGGACGUGCUUAGUGGGAUCGCGAGUGAGUUUUUGAUGGGCGUGGGAAGGACGAUGAGGUUUUAUUUGGAUCGGUAUUCGGGGAGUAUGACGUCGGAGGAAAUCAUCCUACAUACGUUGUUCUCGCACGGGACGACGCGCAUUCAGGAUCUGGAGCGAUAUAUCACGGACGACGUCCUCCGACACGGAAACAGGCUUCUCGAGCUCGAGAAGAAACUUGCCAACGCAUACGCCCAAGAGGCUGCGGCGGCGGUCGAGAAUGGACUGGGUGCGGGUGUUGGUAUGGGCGUUGUGGAUGAUGAGAUGUUGUUCGGUGGAAAGGUCGGGGCUGAUGGGGGUGAAGAGGGAGAUGAGGAGGAUAGCGCGUUUGUUAUGGGUGGCUUCACAGACGAUCUCGGCGAGGACUUUUUGGGUCUCAAGGAGCUUGGAAUCGCUUCGGAGUUUGGGCUUUCGAGUCUAUCUGUUCCGAAGAAGUUGCUUCGGGGCAAGAAGGGUGUCAAACCCGCUUUCGUUCCUGUCAAGCCCACCGAACCACCUCUUCCAUACCCAUUACCACCACCCUUCGUUCCCCUCGACUCCUCGAAGAUCGACGACCAGAUCGGGCUCCUUCAGCCCUAUUACCGCUCACGCAUCGCCGCUAUAUCUGCAACUACCACCGCUGCGCCCAAACUAUCACAAACUCCCCUUCCGCCCCCGCCUUUCGGAACCUCAGUGCUAUCUAUGCCGCCACCUCCACCUCCACCACCGCCAUCAUCAUCACAACAGCAUCCUCCGUUCGCACAUUCAUACCCACAUCUUUCACACCCACCAUUACCCGGACCUCCUCCACCUCCGGGUGCUACUCCUGUGGAACCACAACCUACGGAACCAACUCCACCAGUCACCCUUCCCGACGAUGCGCCUCUUCCCGCACAGAGCAAGAUCGGGCCAUUGGGUCAGAUCAUCAAGAGCAACGCCGGUGCAGCCGGUGGUGGAGCGAGUAAGAAGAAAGCCAAAGGCGGAGGAGCGUCCAAGGACUCGAACUCGAACUCAAAUCAGAAUCCACCUCCACCACCUUCAGGCUCCGGCGGUCCACCAAACAACGGUGGUACACCACAACCACCAUCAUCUUCACUACCCAUACACCCGCCCCCACCGCCACCCGGUAAAGGCGGCGUCAUCAUGAGCGGCGUCACGAUGCCUCUCAUGACGGGUGCUUCUGGACCCAGCGGAGCACCCGGAAUACCACUCUCUGUGUUCGCAACGGGAGCAGGAGCGAGGGCGAACUCGACCGCCAGUCCGGCGAGUACGGCCUCUGAAAUCCCACCGCCCUCUCCGUACUCGUUCACGGUCUCGGGACCUGGUCUUUCUGCGAGCAAUACACCAGUCAUGGUUCCGAGGUCGAUGCCUCCACCGCCACCUCCGCCACAGGGAGCAUCACCGAACAAGAGUAAGAAGAAGGGGGGCGGAGGGGCGGGUGGUGCUGGCGCGGCAGGAGCGGGGAGCACGGGGAAGAAGAGAGGGAGACCGCCGGGGACGGGGCCGCAUCAGAGGCAGGCGGCGGAGGCGGCAGCGGCACAGGCGGCGGCUCAGACUCAACAGCCGCAGCAGCCGUCACAACAGCAACAGCAGGGGCAGCAGGGGCAGAAUGGGCAGGGGCAAGGACAGGGAGGGUUGCCGCAUGCUUCGUACCCUGUGUUUGCCAACGCAUGAUAUUGACGUCGAGAUUGGAUGCUCUCGAGCUUGGUGUCGUUGACGUGGUAUAUUCUUAUUA
Molecule: messenger RNA, 3544 nt
Organism: Stereum hirsutum FP-91666 SS1
Lineage: Eukaryota; Fungi; Basidiomycota; Agaricomycetes; Russulales; Stereaceae
Exons: 9
Coding region: 37-3483 (1148 amino acids)
Biological process (GO): regulation of transcription by RNA polymerase II
Cellular component (GO): SLIK (SAGA-like) complex; SAGA complex
Molecular function (GO): protein heterodimerization activity; structural molecule activity
Source: RefSeq, a predicted model, not a curated record